GCAGCAGCAACAACAACAAAAACUGCGGCAAGCGGAUGCGGUGAGUCGUGUCACACAGCUGAAAGUGAAGGGAAAAGAAACAUAAUAAUAAUAGUAGAGGAAAACGCCGCUUUUUGGUUGUGCCGCGGCCCCGGCAUGCGCACGACCUUCCGCUGCGCUGCACCGCAGCUGACGCGAGCGGAGAAGAAGUUGACACCGCUCCGGCGGAUGAUGAUGGAGGCAAUCGUUUUGAGCCCAACGAGCACGGCAGCAGGCACGGCGGCGCGGGAUUCCGGCAUUGCGGCCAAAGGGUGCUCCACCGAGUGCACCUCGGUCUUCGCGACGCCGCCGUGCGAGAUCUUCGAGGGCAACAACAAGCAGGCCUGGAUUGAUCUUCGCCAAGGCUACUGUCACCUCUGCCAGGAGCCGAUCGGCACGAAUGCGGGGACGCACAUCGGCGAACGGGACCACACGAACAUGCAGUUUUUCUUGCUCCUCUACACGGCCUACCCUCGAAGAGACUGCAUGGCGGAGGCGCUGGCUGCUGGUACGGCGGGGGAAAGGGCGGGGUUGCUAUCAUCCGAUAUGCUGAGGGGCGAACCGCCGCAGGGGCACGCUGAUCCAUCGGGCGCCGCUCCCGCUGCCGCGUCGUCGUCCUCUUCCGCUUCUGCACCGCGUGCGACUACUGCAUCCGCAGAGCCCUUCGACACGUCCGCCGUGGCAUCUCUGUUUACAGAAAGCGGUCGCUGCUGCGGCAGUCGCGCAUCGCCACCCACCUUUGUCUCGCGGCUUGCAAAACACGACGCCGCUCUCUGGAGGGCUGACGACGUAUUGCACGGCAUUGCCGCCCUCAGCCCGUCGCUGCGCCGCUUUGCGACGGACCACCGCACCACCGAUCAGCUUCACACCAUGGACGACGCCACCCGUCGCACAGAGCUCGAGGCACUCCUCUUUUACCUCACCCACCCGCCGCACCAAGCACUGCCGCACGUGCUGCAGGGCACGAGUGCGUACGGUUUCUCGCACAGCGGGGAGCGGAUGUUGAAGUACGAGAUGACGCGCCUCAUUUCGCAGGUUUUCCCGCCCUUGUCGGCUGGCAUGAUGACCAACUUUACGCAGAAGUGCUGGGGGCGAACGAAUGAGGAGCGGCUCUACGAUGCCUUGCGUCUGCAGCGCAUAAAGACGUACUACGGCUGGGGCCCGUACGCGAGUAAAGAAAAGAAAGGUUUCUUUAUCCGCCAGCUCAUCUAUGAGCUGAUGCUGUCCGAGGUGCGGCCGGAGCUGUCAGAGACGGGGAAGCUGCUCGCUGCGCAGGCGGUGCGUCGCAUGGCCUUCGAGCUGGUCUUUCUCUUGUCGAUGGAUUACAUGCACCGGGUGCAGCGUGUGCAUGAGUUGAUGGGCCGCCCGACCUUGGAAGAGCUGAGGGCGCUUAAUCUUCUGUGA
Molecule: messenger RNA, 1422 nt
Organism: Leptomonas pyrrhocoris
Lineage: Eukaryota; Euglenozoa; Kinetoplastea; Trypanosomatida; Trypanosomatidae
Product: putative mitochondrial KREPB8 (KREPB8)
Exons: 1
Coding region: 136-1422 (428 amino acids)
Source: RefSeq, a predicted model, not a curated record